This is a messenger RNA of Erigeron canadensis, 2179 nucleotides long. Its product is annotated as small RNA degrading nuclease 5. Bases 165 to 1856 code for a protein of 563 amino acids. Lineage: Eukaryota; Viridiplantae; Streptophyta; Magnoliopsida; Asterales; Asteraceae. The record is from RefSeq and is a predicted model, not a curated record. The transcript has 14 exons. Gene Ontology annotation, molecular function: exonuclease activity; nucleic acid binding. Gene Ontology annotation, cellular component: nucleus.
ACUACCGACUUAACCUCUCAACUCACUUCUUUUGGCGGAAAAGAAAAACCCCUAAAUAACUCGCAUUCCCUUCAAUUCUUUACGCCGAUCAAUUACAUAUUUCUUCUGUAUGCUUUGUCUAUCAUUCGUUCAUUAAAUACAUACAAAUACAAAUAUAUAAUAUAAUGACCACUUCUAUACACAAUCACAACACAGAAGAAGGGGUAUCCACCACCAACACCACUUUUUUGAACAUUUAUGGCCCUCAGGCGAAAGCAGAUGUCGAAUUCAAGACCCCGAAACCGAACUCAACUCUAAACUUUGAAGAUAUUCAGGGGCUUGUCACUUGGGUCCUUGGUGAAGGACUUAUGCCAUCAUGGGUUUUCGUUAAGAACAAACCCCUGAUACCAAAAGUGGUUAUGAUUUACGUUCCUGGCCUCGAUUCAGCAAUCUACCUGUCGCAGAUGAAAGUACUACACAGUUUUAGAGAAUGCUGUGGCAUUCCUAGGGCAGUUCAAGCACUAAGCUGUGUAUCAGAUGGAAUGCAGACUAUUGAUGCCCUUCUAACAUGCAAGGUUAAAAAAAGAAAAAUGGAAGAUGAUACAUCUACAAAGAAAUGUGAUUCUGAACCAGGUACAUCUCCUGUUCAAGCUGGUAUGUCGUUGGCUGAGGUCUUGAAAGAUAUUCCAUUUCCCAUUUCGUACUAUACCCUUACAGCAAAGGAAUUGGAAGAGAAUGGAUACAUUCAUGAUAAACCAGGUUUUAUUUCAACUCUUCCUGCGCCAUUAGGGAAACCUACCCAUGAAAUGGUGGGAGUUGAUUGUGAAAUGUGUAUAACAAGUGAGGGGUUCGAGCUCACAAGGAUUACAUUGAUAGAUUUUAGAGGACAGGUGCUAUUGGAUAAAUUGGUUAAACCAUCAAAUGCAAUAACGGAUUACAACACUAGGUACAGUGGAAUAACAAGAGAGAUGAUGGAUGGAGUCACAACCACUCUUAGAGAUGUCCAGGAAGAUUUUCUACAACUUGUUAACAGAGAAACAAUUUUGGUUGGACACUCAUUGGAGAAUGAUCUAUCAGCUUUGCAAAUUUCACAUAGUUUGAUAAUUGACACUGCUGUUAGAUACAAGUAUUCACAUGGUGGAAAAUAUAAAAUUGCUCUUCGGGUGCUCACUAGAAAGUUCCUUUCUAGAGAGAUACAAAAUUCGGGAAAUGGGCAUGAUAGUAUUGAAGAUGCAAAAGCUGCAAUGGAUCUGGCAUUUUUAAAAAUUAAACAUGGACCCCAAUUUGGCAGACCUCGAUCAUUGAUGAAGAAAAAGUUUCUUACGGUUUUGGGCGACUCAAGCAAGGUCUCAUCUGUUAUUGAUGAUAUGGCUAUAGUGAAGCGAUAUGCUUCAGAAUCAUCACAUUCCAUUCCUGUUGCUUCUGAUGAAGAAGUUCUUUUAAAAACCAUCAAAGAGGUGAAAAAUGACAGAGUACAUUUUGUCUGGGCACAUUUUACGGAACUCGAAUCAUUUUAUAAAAAGCAAGCAGAAGAUGCUGAGGCGUUGGGUAAAAAACUUGCUGAGAUGAUAGCAUUACUUACUUGCCAGAAUAAGUCAAAGGGUAGAAAAAACGUCAAGUACACCGUCACGCCCGAUUUAAAGGAUGUUCUUUAUCGUCUGAAUUCCAGAAUCAAAAGUAUUUACUCUAAUUUACCUAGCAAUGCUAUGCUUAUAGUUUGCUCAGGUCAUGGAGAUACUGCAAUUGUUCAAAGAAUGAGGAGGAUGCUCGAAGAAAAGGUCGACACAGACAUACCUCGGAGUCAUCUUGUAAAGGUCCUGGAAGAGCUGCAGGCACAGGCAGAAGUUGGUUUAUGUUUUGUUGGUGUCAAACAUUGAGUAGAUGCAGUCAUGUUGUAAGCUGCAUUCAUACCCUUAUAGCUUCCUUUCAAUGAUAUUCAGUAGGCUCCUUUUGCUAAUUAGUCAUCUAAUUUUGAAAGUAAACGUCCUAUAAUAUUUCAUUCCAUAUGUAGAAAUUCCACUGGAAGUUCAACUUUUUUUUGACAUUUGGUUCAGUUUCACCCAAUCUGUUGGGUGAAGCCUUUGCCUUGUCAGAUUACAAAAGCAAUUUUUAACUUUAGCCCACUCGUGUACCUGGUAAUUUUGGUUCAAGUGGAUUCAAAAUCUUAUAUGGAGGAAUGUUGAUUGAAGUUGCAACUUUA